CCUCCCUCCAAUAGUGAAACAUCUUCCGAUGUCCCUUGACAAGUUGCCACCGGAAACCGAUCGCCAGAGCAGUACGAUUCAAUCCAUUCGUAGCUGUCAUUACCGUUUUCCAUCCAUCCAUCCACCAAGACCUUCUCCAACUCUCCCUCUCGUCUCACAAAUCGAUCCAGCAGAACUACAAAACACACAAACAAGCCAUCCAGCAACUUCUAUCAAUCAAACACUAGCUACAAAACAAAUAAUCAACCAUGACGGGCAACUUUUUCGGUGAAACUUGGGACCGCAUCAAGAGCUUUACAGUGCCCAAACCAGAACGAAAUGCACAAAUUCUAUGUGGAAUCUGCAAUUGCUUCUUCUUUGGAAUUGGAACCAUUGUGGCGGGGAUUAUCGAGAACAACUUGCCAGACGUAGCCAUUGGAGUUCUACAGCUAUGUGUACCCUUUGUCGGAUGGGUAUGGAGUGUCAUUUGGGGUAUCUUGAUGAUCCUAGAUAAAUAGACUAGAUGAUGUGAUGGAAACAGGAUACAUUCAGAAUACACUGCACCUACUAAAGCCUACUAAACACACAACCAUUGC
Seminavis robusta is the source of this 575-nucleotide messenger RNA. The record is from the annotation of a GenBank genome assembly. Lineage: Eukaryota; Bacillariophyta; Bacillariophyceae; Naviculales; Naviculaceae.